Messenger RNA from Ananas comosus (pineapple), 1139 nucleotides. Its product is annotated as C-factor. The coding region runs from base 52 to 930 and encodes 292 amino acids. The record is from RefSeq and is a predicted model, not a curated record. The transcript is spliced from 6 exons. NCBI's taxonomy places the organism in Eukaryota, Viridiplantae, Streptophyta, Magnoliopsida, Poales, Bromeliaceae.
UUGGCCCAAACCGGUAUAUUAUUUAUUAUACUCAACAAAAUAAAAAAGCCCAUGCUGAAGCUUGUGGUGGCGCCACCGCGGCUCGCGAUGCGAUCGUCGUCGUUUCGAAAAGCCGCGUUCUCCACCGCGGCUGCGGCUGCGGCCGCGACGCGAUUCCAAGGCGGCGUUUCGAUGGUGCAGGGCGCUUCUCGAGGAAUCGGCCUCGAAUUCGUGAGGCAAUUGUUGAAGAGGAGUGAAGAGGGGCGCGUCGUCGCGACAUGUCGGAACCCCGACGGCGCAGCCGAUCUUCUAAAACUGAAAAAAGAAUACGAAAAUCGCCUUAACAUACUCCCGCUGGACGUGACGAAUGAAACCACCAUAGAGGCGGCAGCAAGCGCUGUUAGUGAAACAUACGGAUCGCUUAACCUACUCGUUAAUACUUCGGGAAUUCUUUCGAUACCUAAUGUACUCCAACCAGAAACAACACUGAGCAAAGUGCAGAAGUCGUCUUUGCUGCUAACUUACGAAGUUAAUGCCGUCGGCCCCAUCUUAGUGAUUAAGCACAUGUGGCCGUUACUGAAGAUGGGUGGAGGCUCUGGAACAGAGAGAGAAUUCGCCGUGGUCGCAAACUUAAGCGCUAGAGUGGGUUCCAUCGGCGACAACGGUUUGGGGGGAUGGCAUUCCUAUAGAGCUUCAAAAGCGGCGCUAAAUCAGUUGACGAAAACUGUAUCUGUGGAGUUUUCUCGGAAGAAGGAUCCAAUUGUUUGCAUUCUAUUGCAUCCGGGAACUGUCGACACCGACCUUUCACGACCGUUCCAGCGAAACGUACCGGAGGGUAAGCUUUUCACCAAAGGAUUCGCCGUGCAAAAGCUUCUGAAUAUCAUCGAUAAUGUUAAGAGCAGCGAUAAUGGGAAGUUCUUCGCUUGGGACGGUCAGGAAAUUCCUUGGUAAUCCCUUCGUCUGCGCGAUGUAAAGCGUUCUCGAGUAACUUUGAAGCUCAGAGCUCAGAAGCAUGAUUUAAACUCAUUAUCUGCGUACUUUUUUGCCUCUGUAUCUCUGUAAUUUUUUUUCUUUAUUGAAUAGUACUACAUAUCUGAUGUCAAAAGGUUUAUAAGGCAGUAAAAUUUUCAACUGGCACACAAUAUGCUGGCCCUGAUGUA